ACUAACUCCUGUGGACACUAAAAGAGAGCAGUGCUGAGAGUAGAGGACGUCUUCUUCUUCUUCGAUCGACCAUAGGAUAAAUGUGCUUAUAUCCUACUUUGGGAAUCCAGUUUAGGCUUCUUUAUGAUGUACUUACUAGUUUAGCCACACAGUUGUUGCCACGCGGACACGCUUUCGCCACGCGACGCGUGGUCUGCCUUUACGCUGUUCCCGCUGCCACCAUCACGUGUACCGUCGCGCGCGCUAAUCGGACGGCGGCCAUGGCUCCUUCAGCCACCUGGCUCACCGAUCCCACGCGUGUCACCAUCUCCCCAUCACAGAAUCUCCAACUCCCGCGUCGCUUCCCUCGGAAUUCUACUCGCCACGUGUAACCCUGGGAUUUAAACGACCCCCAUCCCAGAGCAGCAGCAACACCGAACAGGCAACCGAGGCUUGGCCGCCUGAGCUACGUGUCACGGAAGCACACGCGUCGACUUUGGAGCAUCCUCCUGAUGUUCCUCGUCACGUAGCCGAUCGUGGAAGCGUUACGUGACGUAACGCAAGGGGUGCGAGGGAAACGCCGCCCCCCCCCAAGAGAGGCCCCUUACGUGGUCUCACGGGAGCGCAUCGUAUCGUCGGACCGACGACACGUGUCGGACUUCCCUGGCCGCAACGACGUGUUUAUUUAGCCCGUCCUUUUCCGUUCGGAGUUCCCACGAAGCUUCUUACUCUGUUUCGAGGCGAAGCAUCAGCAAACCCCCGAGGAAGUCCCGAGUGGUCAUGGAGUUGUUGCCUGCGAGGAGGGCGGCGUCAGCGGACCCGAAGGCGGAGGACGGCGAGGGAGUCGAGCUCACCCUCGGCCUCGCCAUCGGCGGGAGCACCCGGAAGACCCCCGAGCCGAGGAAUGAAGCGGAGGGUCCCCGUAAAGGUGGGAUCUUUGACCUCCCGGACGGAGCAUCGGCGGAGGAUCGCGCGGCGAUGGAUGCCCAGAUGCUGCGGUCUAGGGCGCGAGAUCGGGCGGUGAGGGAGGAGGAGGCCUUGUCCGGCGACCGGUCGAGGCCCAGCCGCACGGAUGGAGGCAAUGGCGUUCGAUGGCCCCGCGUUGCCCCUGUCUCCACCCCCAACCCUAACGCUCACCCUAAUCCCUUUGGGUUUGGCCACCAUCACCCGUUCCCGGUGAUGUACCCUCACCAGCAGGUGCAGUACGUGCCGGUGCCCAACGGGUUCGGGUUCCCGUUCGUGAUGCCGUGCUGGGCCCCGACCAUCUCGGCGGUGGCCGGCGGACUGAACCGGCUCGAAAGGAAGGUGUACCAGCCGUUGUCCGGCCGUGGGUUCCCCGUUCAGGGGACGGCUGCAGGGCCGUGUGAUGGUGAUUCCAGCGGGAGUAAGGGGAUCGAAGCCGCCAAGGUCGUGAACACCUCGCUCAACUCGGAUUCAUCCGGGAGCAGCUCUUCUGCAAUCUCCGAUCGCCGGAGCGGAUCCUUUGGAGGAGGAAGCAUCAGUAGCGGCGACUCCAGGAGCCAUCGGAGCCUUCAAAAGGCAGAGAAGCCUGCAGCACCGCCAUCGGCGGAAGGAGGUAGCGGCAACAACGCACUAACGUCUUGCUUGACGUCGAACGCCAAGCCGGCCAGGUUUGGGGCUCAGCUGCAGCGCGCGGGCUCCGUAAACAAGUCCGGGAAACCGUCGGCCCUGCCCCGAAUGCCGCUCGUCUCAGCCACGGGCGACGCGCCCCACGGGAGGACCAUCCACGGUCUCCUCUACCGGUGUACCAAGUCGGAGGUGAGGAUUCUGUGCGUUUGCCAUGGAAACUCGUACACGCCGGUGGAGUUCGUCAGGCAUGCUGGUGGCGCCGACGUUUCGCAGCCGUUGAAGCGGAUAGUUGUGGUUCAACCAGGGUGGUAGUAGAUGAGCAAAAGUGUCUUCUACUUGUAGUAGUUUGAAUUAGGGAGUGGUUGCAGUGGGAAGGGCAGUCAUGGAGGUCUGUAAAUAUCUUCAGCAGCUAACGUCAAAGAAAUUUUAGCU
Molecule: messenger RNA, 2001 nt
Organism: Musa acuminata AAA Group (dessert banana)
Lineage: Eukaryota; Viridiplantae; Streptophyta; Magnoliopsida; Zingiberales; Musaceae
Product: ninja-family protein Os07g0602900-like
Exons: 2
Coding region: 760-1881 (373 amino acids)
Biological process (GO): signal transduction; negative regulation of DNA-templated transcription
Cellular component (GO): nucleus
Source: RefSeq, a predicted model, not a curated record